AGGGUCAGAGCCGGGACGGGCGGGAGGACCAUGACCCCGGGGCUGCCCUUGCUGCUGCUGGCAUUGGUGCUGCGGGGGGGGUUGGGGACUCCCCCUGUGUCACCCCCCGGCCCCCUGGCCUGUGGGCCCAUGACACUGGUCACCGUCCUGGGGCGGCUGCGGGAGCUGGAGCGACAAGUGCGGGCGCUGCAGGGACAGUGCGGGGACAGCCAGGGACCCCAGGCUGGCACUGGACAGACUCUGGCUCGGGAGCUCUGUCCCCCCCGAGAUGGGGACAGCUGUGGCUGCCCUUCUGCCCCCACCCCCCCUGCUGCCCCUCCUGUCCCCCCCGCUGUCCCCUGUCCCCUCUCCUGCAGUGACCAGGGCCGCUGCCACGCCGGGCGCUGCCGCUGCUUCCCUGGCUUCACGGGUCCCGUCUGUGCCACCCCCGCCUGUCCCCCUGGCCGUGGUGGAGACCACUGCCACCUGGAGAUCCCCUCAGUGACACCACGCUUGGCUGCCCGCAACCAGACAUCCUUCCGUGUGACCUGGCCCCGGCCGCCCGUGCCAGUGGAUGGCUACCAGGUGGCCCUUGUCCCUCUGGAUGAGCCAGCGGCGAUGACCACCCAUGAGCUGCCUGGCUCUGCUGUCACUUUUGAGGUGACAGGGCUGGCACCUGGCCAUGCUUUCGAGCUCUUCAUCCAGGCCCAACGGGAGCAGCAGCUCGGGGCCCCUGGGACCCUACGCAUCCGCACCCCACUUGGCCAGACUCUGCCAACCCACAGGGGGUCCCCAGGGUCCUCUCAGGGUUCCCUGGGGUCUCCAGCAUCACCAGUGGCCCCAGCAUCACCAUCAGCCCGAGGGUCUCCAGCAUCCCCAAGGUCACCAGUGUCCCUGGGAUCACCAGCAUCACCAGUGUCACUGGAUGAAUCCUUGGGGUCACCAGGGUCUUUGGGGUCACCAGCAUCUCCAAGGUUUCCAGUAUCUCAAGGGUUCCCAGCAUCCCCAAGGUCCCCAGUGUCACCAGAAUCCUCAGCAUCACCAGCAUCCCCAGGCUCACCUGUGUCCCCAAGGUUCCCUGAAGCACCAGCAUCCCCAGUGUCCCCCAGACCACAGUCCUCACCAUUUCCACAAUCCCCUGUGUCAACUCCAUCUCCAUGGUCCCCGGUGUCCCCAGCAUUGUCCCCCUUGCUACCGGGUGGCCCAUCCCUCCAUGACCUUGGGGCCAAGCUCUCCUCCUACAACGGGUCCUUGCUGCAGCGCCUGGAGAGCCACCUCCGGGCCACCAACUACCCCCUGCGAGGCAACCAGACAGUGGGGGCAGUGGCCCGUGCCAUCCUCUGGUACCUGCUGCGGCGCAGCCCAGCCCCACUGCGGCAGCAGCUCCUCCAGCAGACCCCCCACCUCAAGCCCCAGGUGCUGCCGGGGGCCUCAGGCGAGGCUCUGGUGGACCUGGAGGGGUUGCAGGGCCAUGCAGACAUGGUGGUGAUCCGGUACCAGCCCCUGGGGGAGCCAGGGGGGGCUGAGGGGGAGCUGCGGGUGCCGGGGGACACGGCAGUGGCCCGGGUGCCGGGGCUGGUGCCAGGGGCCCUGUACCGGGUGGAGGUGCACGGCGUGGUGAGGGGACAUGUCUCCAAGUCCUACACAGCCCUGGUGACAGCAGGGGGUGGUGGCACAGAGGAACCCCCACAGGACUGGGACCACACAGAUGAGAUAGAGCUGACGGAGCCCCAAGGGGCCAUGGCCAAAGCAGUGCCAACCCCACCCUCAGAGGAACCACCACUCCGGCCCCGCCUGGGCGGGCUCAUGGUCUCCAAGGUCACACCCAGCUCCAUCCAGCUGGAGUGGAGUGUCCCUGAGGGCACCUUUGACUCCUUCACAGUGCAGUACAGGGAUGACCAAGGCCAACCCCAGGCGCUUGCGGUCGAUGGCGGAUCCCGCACGGUGACCGUGCCGGGGCUGUCCCCAUCCCGCCACUACAAGUUCAACCUGUACGGGGUGUGGGGCCGGAAACGGAUUGGUUUGAUCUCCACCAGUGCCAUCACAGCUGCAGCCCCGCCAGAGGAGGAAGCAAGCCCAAAGCCAGUCCUGGGGGAGCUCAGGGCCUCCCAGGUCAGCCCCGACUCGGUGCAGCUGGAGUGGAGCGUCCCCGAGGGCACCUUUGACUCCUUCACGGUGCAGUACAGGGAUGCCCAAGGCCAGCCCCAGGUGCUGCCCGUGGACGGGGGUUCCCGCACGGUGACCGUGCCGGGGCUGUCCCCGUCGCGCCGCUACAAGUUCAACCUGUACGGGCUGUGGGGCCGGACACGGCUGGGCCCCGUCUCCACCGACGCCGUCACAGCUGCAGCCCCGCCAGAGGAGGAAGCAAGCCCAAAGCCAGUCCUGGGGGAGCUCAGGGCCUCCCAGGUCAGCCCCGACUCGGUGCAGCUGGAGUGGAGCGUCCCCGAGGGCACCUUUGACUCCUUCACGGUGCAGUACAGGGAUGCCCAAGGCCAGCCCCAGGUGCUGCCCGUGGACGGGGGUUCCCGCACGGUGACCGUGCCGGGGCUGUCCCCGUCGCGCCGCUACAAGUUCAACCUGUACGGGCUGUGGGGCCGGACACGGCUGGGCCCCGUCUCCACCGACGCCGUCACAGCUGCAGCCCCGCCAGAGGAGGAAGCAAGCCCAAAGCCAGUCCUGGGGGAGCUCAGGGCCUCCCAGGUCAGCCCCGACUCGGUGCAGCUGGAGUGGAGCGUCCCCGAGGGCACCUUUGACUCCUUCACGGUGCAGUACAGGGAUGCCCAAGGCCAGCCCCAGGUGCUGCCCGUGGACGGGGGUUCCCGCACGGUGACCGUGCCGGGGCUGUCCCCGUCGCGCCGCUACAAGUUCAACCUGUACGGGCUGUGGGGCCGGACACGGCUGGGCCCCGUCUCCACCGACGCCGUCACAGCCCCGCCAGAGGAGGAAGCAAGCCCAAAGCCAGUCCUGGGGGAGCUCAGGGCCUCCCAGGUCAGCCCCGACUCGGUGCAGCUGGAGUGGAGCGUCCCCGAGGGCACCUUUGACUCCUUCACGGUGCAGUACAGGGAUGCCCAAGGCCAGCCCCAGGUGCUGCCCGUGGACGGGGGUUCCCGCACGGUGACCGUGCCGGGGCUGUCCCCGUCGCGCCGCUACAAGUUCAACCUGUACGGGCUGUGGGGCCGGACACGGCUGGGCCCCGUCUCCACCGACGCCGUCACAGCUGCAGCCCCGCCAGAGGAGGAAGCAAGCCCAAAGCCAGUCCUGGGGGAGCUCAGGGCCUCCCAGGUCAGCCCCGACUCGGUGCAGCUGGAGUGGAGCGUCCCCGAGGGCACCUUUGACUCCUUCACGGUGCAGUACAGGGAUGCCCAAGGCCAGCCCCAGGUGCUGCCCGUGGACGGGGGUUCCCGCACGGUGACCGUGCCGGGGCUGUCCCCGUCGCGCCGCUACAAGUUCAACCUGUACGGGCUGUGGGGCCGGACACGGCUGGGCCCCGUCUCCACCGACGCCGUCACAGCUGCAGCCCCGCCAGAGGAGGAAGCAAGCCCAAAGCCAGUCCUGGGGGAGCUCAGGGCCUCCCAGGUCAGCCCCGACUCGGUGCAGCUGGAGUGGAGCGUCCCCGAGGGCACCUUUGACUCCUUCACGGUGCAGUACAGGGAUGCCCAAGGCCAGCCCCAGGUGCUGCCCGUGGACGGGGGUUCCCGCACGGUGACCGUGCCGGGGCUGUCCCCGUCGCGCCGCUACAAGUUCAACCUGUACGGGCUGUGGGGCCGGACACGGCUGGGCCCCGUCUCCACCGACGCCGUCACAGCUGCAGCCCCGCCAGAGGAGGAAGCAAGCCCAAAGCCAGUCCUGGGGGAGCUCAGGGCCUCCCAGGUCAGCCCCGACUCGGUGCAGCUGGAGUGGAGCGUCCCCGAGGGCACCUUUGACUCCUUCACGGUGCAGUACAGGGAUGCCCAAGGCCAGCCCCAGGUGCUGCCCGUGGACGGGGGUUCCCGCACGGUGACCGUGCCGGGGCUGUCCCCGUCGCGCCGCUACAAGUUCAACCUGUACGGGCUGUGGGGCCGGACACGGCUGGGCCCCGUCUCCACCGACGCCGUCACAGCCCCGCCAGAGGAGGAAGCAAGCCCAAAGCCAGUCCUGGGGGAGCUCAGGGCCUCCCAGGUCAGCCCCGACUCGGUGCAGCUGGAGUGGAGCGUCCCCGAGGGCACCUUUGACUCCUUCACGGUGCAGUACAGGGAUGCCCAAGGCCAGCCCCAGGUGCUGCCCGUGGACGGGGGUUCCCGCACGGUGACCGUGCCGGGGCUGUCCCCGUCGCGCCGCUACAAGUUCAACCUGUACGGGCUGUGGGGCCGGACACGGCUGGGCCCCGUCUCCACCGACGCCGUCACAGCUGCAGCCCCGCCAGAGGAGGAAGCAAGCCCAAAGCCAGUCCUGGGGGAGCUCAGGGCCUCCCAGGUCAGCCCCGACUCGGUGCAGCUGGAGUGGAGCGUCCCCGAGGGCACCUUUGACUCCUUCACGGUGCAGUACAGGGAUGCCCAAGGCCAGCCCCAGGUGCUGCCCGUGGACGGGGGUUCCCGCACGGUGACCGUGCCGGGGCUGUCCCCGUCGCGCCGCUACAAGUUCAACCUGUACGGGCUGUGGGGCCGGACACGGCUGGGCCCCGUCUCCACCGACGCCGUCACAGCCCCAGCUCCACCAAAAGAAAAGCCACCAACCAAGCCCCGCCUGGGCGAGCUCAUGGCCCCUCACGUCACCCCCGACUCGGUGCAGCUGGAGUGGAGCGUCCCCGAGGGCACCUUUGACUCCUUCACGGUGCAGUACAGGGAUGCCCAAGGCCAGCCCCAGGUGCUGCCCGUGGACGGGGGUUCCCGCACGGUGACCGUGCCGGGGCUGUCCCCGUCGCGCCGCUACAAGUUCAACCUGUACGGGCUGUGGGGCCGGACACGGCUGGGCCCCGUCUCCACCGACGCCGUCACAGGUUCCCCAGGGACGCUCUGGGUGGGGUCCGUGUGGCCCCGCAGUGCCCGCCUGCACUGGGACCCCCCACACACAGUCCCUGAGGGCUACGACCUCAUCUAUGGCCCCCCUGAAGGGCCUCGGCAGAUGCUGCAGUUGCCCCCCGAGCCGAUGUCCCACCACCUGUGGGGCCUGGAGCCAGGCAGGCACUAUGAAGUGCAGCUGCGGCAGCGGGGGGGACAUCCCCCUUCAGCCCCCCUGGAGACCACCGUGGACACUCCCCCCCUCCCCCACCCGCACCCCCGGGACUGCGCUGAGGAGCAGCUGAAUGGACCAGGGCCUUCACGUGAGACCCUCAUCUUCCUCAGAGGAGACCCCAGGAGACCCCUGCGUGUCUUCUGUGACAUGGAGACAGACGGCGGCGGCUGGCUGGUUUUCCAGCGCCGGCAGGACGGGGGCACCGACUUCUGGCGUGGGUGGGACGAUUAUGUCCACGGCUUCGGCAACGUCAGCGGAGAGUUCUGGCUGGGGAACGCGGCGCUGCACGAGCUGACAGCCGAGACCCCCACGGAGCUGCGCGUGGACCUGCGGACCCCCCGGGACGGGGCCUUCGCCCGCUAUCGCGACUUCGUCGUGAGCGGCCCCGAGGAGCAUUAUCGGCUGGGGCUGGGGUCCUACAGCGGCACCGCUGGGGACGCGCUGUCCUACCACGCCGGCAGCCCCUUCUCCACGCGGGACCGGGACCCCCGCGGCCGCCCCCGACCCUGCGCCGUGUCCUACACGGGGGCCUGGUGGUACCACAACUGCCACUACGCCAACCUCAACGGGCGCUACGGGACCCCCCACCAGCACCAGGGCAUCAACUGGUUUCCUUGGAAAGGCUUCGAGUUCUCCAUCCCCUUCACUGAGAUGAAGCUGCGGCCGCAGCGCGACUGAGGGGCCCCGGGGGUCCCGGGGGGGGGGACACCCAGGAAGGA
This is a messenger RNA of Apus apus (common swift), 5909 nucleotides long. Its product is annotated as tenascin-X-like. Gene Ontology annotation, molecular function: protein binding. The record is from RefSeq and is a predicted model, not a curated record. The transcript has 25 exons. The coding region runs from base 31 to 5868 and encodes 1945 amino acids. NCBI's taxonomy places the organism in Eukaryota, Metazoa, Chordata, Aves, Apodiformes, Apodidae.